Molecule: messenger RNA, 509 nt
Organism: Trichobilharzia regenti
Lineage: Eukaryota; Metazoa; Platyhelminthes; Trematoda; Strigeidida; Schistosomatidae
Source: the annotation of a GenBank genome assembly
UAAGACAGGAGACGAAUCUAGAAACUUCAUGAUUCUUGAAAUGCAGACAUUGCUUUUUUGUCACAAGUUCUAUCCAUUUGAUCUACUAACUGGUGUCAUUUUAAAAUUUCAGGUGGUGAAAUUGUGCUAAACACGAGUAUGAGUAAAUCAAACAAAGAAUCAGGUCGUCCAUGGAAGAUGGCAAAGAAGAAACAUACUAAAAUAUCAGGGCGUCGGAGGAAGUUAGGAAAGAAAAAGUGGUCUGACAUGUCAAAAAAGCCGUAUUCAAGACAACAACCGACUUAUAGCUGGAUGAAAAUCAACGGCGAUUACGAAAAAUUCUUAUUUCUCCUGAGGGAUUCAUCACAAAGUGAAUGGGCUGAGCUGAGGGAAAUCAUUUCUGAAUUUAUUCGAAAGAAUAAGACGUAUGUUGUGAAAGAUGAUCUGAGAUCAGAAGAAAAGUUUGCGAAGGCAGCAUUCCUGGAUGGAUACUUAAAGAAAUACGGACACGAAUUAUCGGCGAUCGGGGG